Messenger RNA from Cyphomyrmex costatus, 1492 nucleotides. RefSeq lists its product as uncharacterized. The transcript has 11 exons. Lineage: Eukaryota; Metazoa; Arthropoda; Insecta; Hymenoptera; Formicidae. The coding region runs from base 107 to 1492 and encodes 461 amino acids. The record is from RefSeq and is a predicted model, not a curated record.
CAUUGUUGACGAUAGAGAUGUAAAACAAAACAUUAUUAUAAAACGUGAAAAUAUAAAUAAUGACAAUGUAAAUAAAACGCCGAAUAUUUCAAACACUGAUGACAGUAUGGAAAAUAAUCAAUCCCAUAUGGAAAUCGUCCAAAAUUAUUCUGACGUUGAUAGUUGUAAUGAAAGAGAUCCGCAAAUGAAUGCUGGACUUUCAGAAUCAUCACACAAAAACUGUCAAUGGAUACGAUAUUUUGGAGAUUGCUCCGAAAAAGAUUUGGAAUCUCCUUAUAAAGCAAAACGCGUUUGGCAAAUAGUCACAAACACAGUCAACCAUCAAAGACGUAAAAUAUUAAAAUUGCACCAACAAAUUCGACGACAGAACAGGAAGAUCACGAAGAUGCAAUCCUUGAUUGUCGAAUUAAAGAAAAAACAGAUAAUAUCCAAUCAAGCUAAAAAUAUUAUAUCUGCUUCUGUUCCUGAGCAAUGUAGAGCACUUUGGCAGCGUCAGUUCGGUACAGUAGCAAAGAGUGCGUAUCCAGAUUCCCUUAGAACAUUUGUAAUGACAUAUUUCUAUUCGAGUGCAGCAUACGAUUACGUUCGGAAAACCUUUAUGAAAUCCUUACCACAUCCAUUAACAAUCAGACGGUGGUAUCAACAUAUCACUGGAUCGUCUGGCUUUACUGAAGAAGCUAUCACCGCAUUGAAGGAGAAAAUAAAAACAGCUUCGUCUGAAGGCAAAUGUUUGUUUUAUCUUGUUGCAGACGAGAUUAGUUUAAGAAAGUGUGUUGAAUUAGAUGAUGAUCAAUAUAUAGAAAUGUUUUCAACUAUGGUUUAUAAUAAAACAGAAAAAGAAGAUGAAUUCACAGAAAAAACAAAUAGAAAUACAUGUACAGAGACAACUAAUGUUGAAGUAAUUCAAAUGCAAGAAGAGACUAGUAAUGCCAACACUUCAGAAGUAAUUCUGCCAAUCACUAUCUAUGACAUAGAGGCUGGAAAAAUUGAACCAAGUACAUCCAGGAGUCAAAAUGUAAUUGAUAAAUCGACGGGUAAUAGCCCAAGGAAAAGAAAAUUGCAUUUGAAGAUCAAAAGAUUACAGGCGCAAAAUAAAACGCUACGUGAAAGUAUUAGAAGUCGUCUAAUACGACUUCGUUUAGAAAAAAAGAAGAAGAAGAAAGAUGGAAUAUCUUACCGGUAUCUCAAAACACGUAGAUUAAAUCAAGAUUGCAUCGAAAAUUUCUUUGACUCUGUUCGGAAACAAGAACAAUCGAAAAAUCAAAAUUGUGCUCCUGAUAAUGAUGAAAUACUAAAUCUUAUUGGACCGUCUAGUAUUAAAGAGUCCACAACUUCGGAAUUUGUUCCAUCAUUAACGCUUAAAGUUUUAAAAAUUCCAACUCAUGAUUACCAAAUAAUGACUCUGCCAGAAGAAAAUGCGCUUAAAUUGAGAGCGGAGAUAUUCAAGGUGGACAAAGUUAUAGCCCCACCUGGUACCUAUAUGAAUAUUUGA